Molecule: messenger RNA, 693 nt
Organism: Penicillium subrubescens
Lineage: Eukaryota; Fungi; Ascomycota; Eurotiomycetes; Eurotiales; Aspergillaceae
Product: tRNA (carboxymethyluridine(34)-5-O)-methyltransferase
Exons: 3
Coding region: 1-693 (230 amino acids)
Biological process (GO): tRNA wobble uridine modification
Cellular component (GO): cytoplasm; nucleus
Molecular function (GO): tRNA binding; S-adenosylmethionine-dependent methyltransferase activity
Source: RefSeq, a predicted model, not a curated record
AUGGCAGAUCAAGCCGAAGUAUACGAGGAGCAGAAUGUGCAUGAGGUGUAUCAGCAGAUUGCGGGACAUUUUUCAGCUACCCGGUACAAGCCGUGGCCAAUUGUUGAGAAAUUCCUCCAGGGCUUAACACCGGGUUCUGUUGGACUGGAUGUUGGUUGUGGCAAUGGCAAGAAUCUCCAGGUGAACCGGGAUGUGUUCAUAGUAGCUUCUGAUCGAUCCGAAAACCUGGCCAAGAUAGCGGUCCAGCAUCAACCCCAUUCAGCAGUGGUGGCCGAUAUCCUCCACCUCCCGCACCGGGAUGCGCACUUCGACUUUGCCGUCUGCAUCGCCGUAGUCCACCACAUGUCCACCCCAGCGCGGCGAAUCGAAGCCAUCGCCGAGAUUCUGCGGACCAUCAGACGCGGCUCAGACACGCAACCAGGCGGGCGAAUCCUGAUCUAUGCAUGGGCACUCGAGCAGAAGAACAGUCGUCGUGGCUGGGAUAAGGGAGACUCGCAGGAUCUCAUGGUGCCGUGGGUGCGCAGGGCUAAGCCUGGCUCUGGCGAAGAGGAUCAGACGUUCCACCGGUACUAUCAUCUGUAUGAGAGCGGGGAGUUGGAGCGUGAUAUUGAGCAGGCGGGAGGAGUGGUGGUGGAGUCCGGGUAUGAGAAAGAUAAUUGGUGGGCGAUUGCAACGCACAAGCACGAUUCAUGA